Messenger RNA from Triplophysa rosa, 1088 nucleotides. RefSeq lists its product as uncharacterized. The transcript has 7 exons. NCBI's taxonomy places the organism in Eukaryota, Metazoa, Chordata, Actinopteri, Cypriniformes, Nemacheilidae. The record is from RefSeq and is a predicted model, not a curated record. Gene Ontology annotation, cellular component: membrane. The coding region runs from base 146 to 802 and encodes 218 amino acids.
GUGGAAUCAAAGGGUUAAACAAGUUUAGUGGGAGGAGAAUGAAGUCGUUUCCCGUCAAUAAUUUGUUUGUCGUCAAAGGAGAUCGCAGGUAUAAAGGCCCGUCUGAAGAAUCGCAUAAAGGCCGAUUGACAUAUUCCUGUGAGAUAUGGUGUCUUCAAUGACUACUACAGCGAGUGGAGUGAAGGUUGUGACUCAUAUUAUCCCACUGGAUGAGAAAACAGAAUCUACAGACCUGAAAGUGAGCAUGGUGGAGCCAGAAAUGGCCAAACUGCCACCCAUAACGAGGAUGUUUCUGAAAGGAAGGCCCAUGAUGCUGGGGUUGAUGCAGGUGUUUAUUGGUGCGGUGAUGAUAUCGCUGUUGGCCAUCACAAUGGUGAUCAACACCCUGCAUGCUGAUUUUGUUGUCACUCUUGGACUUCCUUUUAUCAUUUCUGGGGUUGUGGCCAUUACUGCACACAAGCGUCUCAGUACUACACUGAUCAAAGCCACACUGGCCAUGAGCAUCAUCUGUGUUCUGCUGGCUGCUGCAGGAAUCGGCUACUUCAGCUGGGAGCUCAGUUUUCGACCGGGGAAUGACGAUUGUAGUAAUGUGGAGUACUACUGGGAAUGUUCAUACAUGAGAAUGAAAUAUUAUGGAUUGUUGGAUGGAAUGAGGGGUCUCCUGCUGGUGCUGUCUUGUCUCGAAGUGUGUGUGUGCAUCACCCUGUCUGUCUUCUCCAUCCGGGCCAUCCGCCAGAAUGAAAAAGAUUAUGACUACACUGGCAGUGACUGCAGCCUUCUGAAGGAUGGAGUGGAUCCCUGAGGACUUGCACACUUUCUAUCUGUCCAAAGGUUUAAUCAUCAUUUAUGUUUAAAUGCACUUCUGUAUGGGGUAUUCUAUAUUCUCUGUGGGACCUUAGGGGUGUAGGUCCUGCCAGCUAUACGUAGUUUCUGUGUAUCACCCCUAUAGCACUUUCUAUAUAGAAUGUAAUCACAUUUAAUUAUAUUUCAGUUCUUAUUUUUCAUAAAAUUGCAUGCAAGAGAAAAUAAUUACAAAAUAACUGUUUUAGGGUUUCAUAUAACAUUAAAAAAGUUUGAAAUAUACUGUA